CGCGACUCCGAGUCCCCAGCUCCACCGACUCCUGGACCGAUUCCUUCGCUGCCACUUACAUUCCAAUUCAUGCGUACCCCACACCACAUCGAAGUCAGGUCAACAACUCAUGCAAAAUUAUAAUUUUCAAGAGCGAUGCCACAGUGCCAAUACGACACUGCAAAUCACAUCGACUCUCCUCGGCGCGAGAUUCCGCUGUCUGUUCUUGCGGGCUCGCGCGUAUAAGUCGAGCGCGUCCGGUUGCGGCUCUAGAAGCUCAAGCUGCCGCAAGGAAGCGCAAGCGCAAGAGAGCCAGUCCCAGGAAGCAGCUGCUGGCUGUGAUCGAUGCAGUGGUACAUGGGGAGGCGCCCGGUGCACUCUUCUUCCUCCUCUGCCUCGUUCGUCAUCCGUCUCGUCUUGGUUGUUCUGGCGGUUUGGUGCCAGGUGAUCCUGCAGGUGGCCCCGGCGCAGGUGCGCGUCGGCGUCGUCCUUAACAUGGCGUCGCCGGUCGGGCCGCGGGGGCGGGUCGGCAUUGAGAUGGCGGUGGAGGACUACUACGCCGCGCGCCCCAGUUCCAAGACCAGAAUCGCGCUGCGCUUCCGGGACUCGGGCGGAGACGUUCUUGGCGCCGCUUCCGCCGCGGUGGACCUGAUCAAGAACGAGCAGGUGCAGGCCAUCAUCGGGCCGCCGACGUCGGCGGAGGCCGAGUUCGUGGCUUACAUCGGCAACCGCACCCAUGUCCCCAUCCUCUCCUACUCCGCCACGUCCCCGGCGCUGUCCCCGGCGCAGACGCCCUUCUUCGUGCGCACCGCGGCCAACGACUCCUUCCAGGCCGCGCCCGUCGCCGCGGUCCUCGCCGCUUUCGGGUGGCACGCGGCGGUGGUCGCGUACGAGGACUCGCCCUAUGGUUCCGGCAUCCUCCCGGCGCUCGCCGAUGCGCUCCAGGGCGUCUGCGCGAGGAUCAUGGACCGCACGGCUGUGCCGGCAGAUGCAGACGACGACCGACUCGACGCGGUGCUCUACCGCUUCAUGGCGAUGCCCACGCGCGUGUUCGUCGUGCACAUGAACCCUUCCCUCGCUGCGAGGUUCUUCCGCCGCGCUAGGAACGCCGGCAUGAUGUCGGUGGACUACGCCUGGAUCGCCACGGACGGCGUCGGCAGCGCCGUCGACGCGAUGAGCCCUGAAGACGUUGACGAGAUGCAGGGGGUUGUCAGCCUCCGGCCGUACGUGCAGGUGACGGACCACGUCAAGAACUUCUCGGCGCGGUUCAGGGCGAGGCUCCGGCGGGAGAACCCGAGCGCCGACGACUACGUCCAUGAUCAGACCGUGGUGAUGCUCUGGGCGUACGACACGGCAUGGGCGAUCGCGGCGGCUGCUGAGGCGGCCAGUGUCUCCAGCCCGGCGUUCCAGACGCCGCAGCUGAGCACGGCACUGACGGACCUGGACCGGCUCGGCGUGUCAGCCACCGGAGCAACACUUCUCAAUGCUGUGCACGACACGACCUUCCACGGCCUCGCCGGUAACUUCACGCUCGUCGACGGGCAGCUGCUGCCGCCGGCCUACGAGAUCGUCAACAUCUUCGGGAAAGGCGCGAGGACAGUGGGGUUCUGGACGCCGGAGUCCGGAGUGAUGCAAGCUCUUAACGCCAACGGCGCCAAAGGGCUGACGCAAAUUAUUUGGCCAGGUAAUUCACAUUUGUGGCCCAAAGGCUGGGUCGUGUCGCCGAACGGGCAGCAGCUUCGCGUCGCCGUGCCGGUGAAGAAAGGGUUCACACAAUUCGUGGAGGUCACCAAGGACUCGACAACAGGAAGGCGAAACGUGACAGGCUACUGCAUCGAGGUGUUCGACGCGGUCAUGCGCAAUAUGCCAUAUCCGGUGAGCUACCAAUACGUGCCGGACGAAGACAGCGCCGUGUCCUACGAAAAAUUCGUGUCCCAGGUGCCCGAACAGCUAGCGGACGUCGUCGUCGGCGACGUGACGAUCACGGCGAGUAGGAUGGCCGAGGUGGACUUCACCAUGCCGUUCACCGAGUCGGGGUGGUCAAUGGUCGUGGCGGUGCGCACGGACACGGGCACGAGCAUGUGGAUCUUCCUGCAGCCGCUCACCACCAGCCUCUGGAUCGCCAGCUUCGCCUUCUUCUGCUUCACCGGCUUCGUCGUGUGGGUGAUCGAACACCGCAUCAAUCCCGAGUUCCGCGGCACGCCGUGGCAGCAGUUCGGCCUCAUCUUCUACUUUGCCUUCUCCACGCUCGUCUUCUCGCACAAGGAGAAGCUGGAGAGCAACCUGUCGAGGUUCCUGGUGAUCAUAUGGGUGUUCGUCGUCCUCAUCCUGACGUCGAGCUACACAGCGAGCCUGACGUCGAUGCUUACCGUCCAGAAGCUCCAGCCGACGGUGACGGACGUGAGGGAGCUCCAGCGGCGCGGCGACUACAUCGGGUACCAGGAAGGCACCUUCAUCGAGGGCUCGCUCCAAAAGCUGGGCUUCGACAAGGCAAAGAUGAGGAGCUACAGCACGGCGAAGCAGUACGCCGACGCGCUGUCCAAGGGGUCGGCCAACGGCGGCGUCGCCGCCAUUUUCGACGAGAUCCCGUACCUGAAGCUCUUCCUGUCGCAGUACUGCGACGGCUACACCAUGGUCGGCCCGGUCUACAAGACCGACGGCUUCGGGUUCGUGUUCCCGAGGGGCAGCCCGAUGACGCCGGACGUGUCGCGCGCGGUCCUGGCCCUGGCGGAAGGGGAUGAGAUGGCGCAGAUAGAGAAGAAGUGGUUCGGCGAGCCCGGCGCGUGCCCGAGCCAGAGCGGCUGCGCCACCGUCGGCUCGUCGAACCUCAACUUCCGGAGCUUCGGCGGACUGUUCCUCAUCACCGGCGUGGUGUCCGGUCUCAUGCUCCUCAUCUACCUCGUCACCUUCGUCUACCAGGAGCGCGACGAGCUCCGGGCGGCGGAGGAGGCCGGCUCCGGGAGCUCGUCGAUGGGGAGGCUGCGCGCGUGGCUGCGGCACUACGAUCAGAAGGACACGAGGUCCCGCACCUUCAAAACGCGCAACGACGAAUCCAUCAGGAACGGGAACCAGACGCAGAGAUGGAUCGAUGAGACCGUAAGGGAUGGCGGCGACGCGAACGGCCGGGUGCAGGCUGCGAGCGAGGAGGAAGCUAUCGGCAUGAGCCCGUUCAGCAUCUCCACCGGCACGGAGAUGAUCGCCGGAUCGUCGCCAGCGUCGGAGCUCGGGACCUCGUUCGAGCAGAGGAUGCAGGAGGCGGCAAACUCCAUGGAGAUGCCAAGAACGACGGCCUCGUAACAUUAGAUAAAUUUAUGCUUGUGGAUACAGGACAAGUGCACCCUGACACGUCUGGUAGACCGUAGUAAACUCUGACAAGUCAGUAUGUCUAUAGAUAGCCAGCAAGUGCUGACAUGGCAUUACUUCUAAUUGUGCAACAAUAAUCCAGCGCGUAUUAAUCAGGAGAAUGUCUGUGUUCAAAUACGAAGCGAACACAAUACUGUUCAGUUCGAUGGGGGUUGCGGCAAUGUCUGAUCAGUAGGUACAUAAUGGAUAGUUUUGAAGCAGCA
Molecule: messenger RNA, 3545 nt
Organism: Phragmites australis (common reed)
Lineage: Eukaryota; Viridiplantae; Streptophyta; Magnoliopsida; Poales; Poaceae
Product: glutamate receptor 2.8-like
Exons: 4
Coding region: 325-3276 (983 amino acids)
Cellular component (GO): plasma membrane
Molecular function (GO): glutamate-gated receptor activity
Source: RefSeq, a predicted model, not a curated record